This is a messenger RNA of Trachemys scripta elegans, 6206 nucleotides long. Its product is annotated as serine/threonine-protein phosphatase 4 regulatory subunit 1-like. The coding region runs from base 187 to 3063 and encodes 958 amino acids. The record is from RefSeq and is a predicted model, not a curated record. The transcript has 20 exons. Gene Ontology annotation, molecular function: protein binding; protein phosphatase regulator activity. Gene Ontology annotation, biological process: protein dephosphorylation. NCBI's taxonomy places the organism in Eukaryota, Metazoa, Chordata, Testudines, Emydidae.
UUUAAAGGCUGUAAUUUUCCUGUCUCCUGGGGCUGGCUGGGCACUUGGGGGGGCACCUGCCUCCCGGGCAGCAUUUGUUUAUUAAAUCUAGGGAGUGGGGGGAGUGGGGGUUGAGCCGGGGUCAGGCAGCGCAGGCAGCUCCGCCCCCUCCCCCCCCCCAUCUCUUUUCCCCAUGUCCAUUCCAAGAUGGCUGGGAUCCCUUUGUAUUUUGUGGAUUUGCAGGAUGACUUAGAUGAUUUUGGAUUUGAAGACUAUGGACCAGAUUGUGAUAGCAUGAGGAUAACUGCAUUCUUGGACAUUCCGGGACAGGAUAACUUGACUCCGCUUGCUCGUUUGGAAAAAUAUGCUUUUAGUGAGAAUAUAUUUAAUCGACAGAUUAUUGCCAGAGGUCUACUUGAUGUCUUUCGAGAUUUCAGUAAUAAUGAAGAAGAUUUCUUGACGGUAAUGGAGAUAGUGGUCAGACUGUCCGAAGAUGCAGAGCCUACUGUACGGACAGAACUGAUGGAACAAAUACCUCCCAUUGCCAUUUUUCUGCAAGAAAGUCGACCAAACUUCCCAACAGCAUUUUCUGACUACCUUAUGCCCAUUGUAGUGAGAUACCUCACAGACCCUAACAACCAGGUUAGAAAAGCAAGUCAGGAAGCACUGCUGAUACUGCUAGAACAAGAACUCCUUGCUCAAAAUGAUAUUGAAAAUAAGGUGUGUCCAAUUCUGUUGGACCUCUCUGCUCCAGACAGUGACGAUGAGUACAAAGUGGAAGCAGUGAAUAUAAUUUGUAAAAUGGCUUCUAUGCUGAGCAAAACUAUUGUUGAACGUAUGCUACUUCCCCGUUUCUGCGAGCUGUGUGGUGAUGGGAAACUUUUCCAAGUCCGUAAGGUUUGUGCAGCUAGCUUUGGCGAUAUUUGUAAUGCAGUUGGACAAGAAGCCACAGAGAGAUUUUUGAUUCCAAAGUUUUUUGAACUCUGCUCUGAUAGUGUGUGGGGAAUGCGAAAAGCUUGUGCUGAAUGCUUUAUGGCUGUGUCUUACACCACUUCUCCAGAAGUUCGCAGAAGCAAACUGUCCCCUCUCUUUAUCAAUCUCAUCAGUGACCCCUGCAGAUGGGUUCGCCAAGCUGCUUUUCAGUCUCUAGGCCCAUUUAUUUCUACCUUCGCAAACCCUUCUAGUGCUGGCCUUUAUAUUCGGGAGGAUGGGACCCUCAGUAUCCGACCAUCAGCACAGGAUGUGACUUCCAGUUCCUGCCAAGCAGGCAACAAUGCAAACAUCACAUCUGCCAGUACGAACAUUGUUUCCUCCAGUUUAGAACAACCAAUAGAAAUUAAAUCGGAAUCGUCAACUGAAGGGACUUCAGCAGAAGCCAACCCCUUGAUCCGUGUUGAAAGCCCAAGGACAGACCUACUGAAAGGAAGUUCAAAUAGUUAUGGUGGUCCUGGAGAGGCUCUUACCAGAUUGUCCCAGAAUGACAAUACCACUGCUUGUGUGAUAGAAGGCAUUAAAGACUGUCACAUGAGCAAUUGCCAGGGAGUGAACUCAAGGUUCCAGUCUGCUGAGGAUAUCUUUAAUACUUUCCUGUACUGGCGCCCUCCACUCCCUGAUAUAAGCCAGGAUUUGGAGCUGCUUCAGUCCAAGACUGAGAAGCAUGAAGAAGGUUGCUCUAUGUCAAAAGCUAUGUGUAAUAACUGUGUUGCCAGUAGUGAAAUAAAAAAAGUGCUGGAAAGCUUGCAGGAGCACAUGGAUGAUCCAGAUGUUCAAGCCCAGGUUCAAGUAUUGUCCGCUGCGCUCAGAGCUGCUCAGUUGGAGUCCAUCAAUGAUUAUGAGACCAAACGCACAGAAGAGAGCAAUGGCAAACUUCAGAAUGAAUUGUCCACUUUUGAAGCCAGCCAUGCAACUGUGGAGAAGAACACUUUGUCCUCUUCAUCAUUCCAGGAUGAUGUAAGCGACCAAUCCACUACCAGUAUACUGAAAAGCACAGAGUCAGAGGAACAACACAAUGGGACCAUUGAAUUUUUAAAGAAAGAACAACAUAAUAAUCCACCCAUUGAAGAUGAUAAAUCCAAGUUACAGGAUAUCAUACCUCAACCUUUAUUGGACCAGUACUUGUCAAUGACCGACCCAGCUCGAGCCCAGACUGUUGACACUGAAAUAGCAAAACACUGUGCAUAUAGUCUCCCAGGGGUGGCCUUAACUCUGGGCCGGCAGAACUGGCAUUGUUUGAAAGAUACGUAUGAGACCUUGGCAGCAGAUGUACAGUGGAAGGUCCGUCGGACACUAGCUUUUUCCAUACAUGAGCUGGCUGUUAUUCUGGGGGAUCAACUAACAGCAGCUGAUCUGGUACCGAUCUUCAAUGGAUUCUUAAAAGAUCUGGAUGAAGUGCGGAUUGGAGUUCUUAAACAUCUCUACGACUUCCUUAAGUUGCUUCAUGCAGACAAAAGGCGCGAGUACCUUUACCAGCUUCAAGAAUUUGUUGUGACUGAUAACAGCAGGAAUUGGAGGUUUCGUUACGAGCUGGCAGAACAGUUGAUCCUGAUAUUAGAACUCUACAGCCCCAAUGAUGUGUAUGACUACUUACGGCACAUUGCGUUAACUCUCUGUUCGGAUAAAGUAUCAGAAGUCAGGUGGAUCUCCUUCAAACUGGUUGUGGCAAUACUACAGAAGUUCUAUGCAAAUAAUGCAAAUGCGUUGGGAUUAAAUUUCAUUAAUGAGCUUGUAGCAAGGUUCCGUCAUUGUUCCAAAUGGAUUGGAAGACAAGCUUUUGCCUUCAUUUGUCAGGCUGUAGUAGAAGAAGAGUGUAUGCCUGUUGACCAUUUUGUCGAACACUUACUUCCCAGUCUUUUAAGUCUUGCUUCUGAUCCUGUGCCAAACGUAAGGGUUCUGUUAGCCAAGGCUCUAAGGCAAACACUGUUGGAGAAAGCUUAUUUUAAAAGUGUUGGCAACCCUCAUCUAGAAGCUGUGGAAGAGACUGUUCUAGCUUUACAGUCUGACAGAGACCAAGAUGUGUCUUUUUUUGCCACUGUAAAACCAAAACUGAACAAUAUGGACAUGACUUCCCUUGAAAAACAAAACUAAAAUGUUCAUCUACUACAAACCCCGAACAUCAAAAUGGUGACACACUUCAUGUUCUUGGAGGAACAUGGAACCAAGCAAUUUAUUGCCUCCCUGGUCUGAGAGAAAAGGGCUUGUUGAAAAUGCCAUUAUCUUCAUUCAGUGACUGCUUUUAUAUCUACAGCUGUUCUUCAGAUGGGAUGACUACAUUCAUAAUUUUGUUCUUUUCCUUGUAAACAUGGCUUGUAACUCAUCUCUACAAAAGGUCCAGUAUUGUAAAUACCCUCUUACGAAGUUGCACACAUACAGCAUUUCAGUAGCAUCCGUUACAGUAAUAUAUUUUUAAAUACUGUAUUUUUAAAAAAAUCCAGUAAUAAAGCGGUUUGCUAGAAACCCCUCUAAGCCUGUAAGUUUAAAAACCUGAAGUUAGUAAGCUUAAGUGUAGCUGCUUUCCCCCAUUUUAUUGUGGGUUUUAUAUUUUUUUGUUUAUAGUAUUGCAUUUUAUUAUUUACCUGAAAAAAUGUACAUAUGUGAAUAGCUCCUGAAACUUGGCAAAAGAACUGAAAAAAUUGUAAUCCUACACCAGUGAGAAUCAUAUAAGCCAUUUUACGUUAUACAACACAGGUGGCUUGUUGGAACUAAAGCAUGGCUUAACUUCUACUUUUAACAUACAUGUGAUGUUUUUAAAAUCAGGGCUUGACUUUCUCUGUAUAUUGGGGCAGUUUUUAUUAUUUUGUCUUUUGUAAACUGUAUUACUAUUAACAUUUUUUCUCACUUCCUGCUGUUAAUCCUUGGUCUCCUUUUCUCACUGCUAGUACUGAUGGGUGUGUAAUAUACAUGGACUGUUAACUCCCCAACUGGAAAUUGCUAAUUCUGCCCUAGCAAAGUUCAUUUCAUUCAAGGAACUUGAAGGUCACAGAUUACAUGAAGUCUCCGCAAUAGGAAGUUAACCUCUAUAAAUGCUCUGCAAAGUGUGUAAGUAGGGAUGCACGUGUAUGGGAGUGCAUCACAUACACCUGUGACUUGAAAAACACUGUAUCUGGUUCAGCGUUCAGAUCCCUGGGAAUCUGUCUCUCUGUACUGUAAUGACAGAGAGAUGUUCUUAUGUUGUGGUCUCUGUACAUUUCCAUAUAGUGCAGAUUUCCAGAGUACAAAAGUUGACCUAUUUUACUUUGCAAAUUCGGUUUGUAGUAUUGUAGCUGUUGUCAUGAUUCUUUGGAUUGGAUGUAAACAAAAAAUGAAAUGGGGGAAAACCAAGAUUACAUUAACUUGACAGGAUACUGGAUUCUUCUCAUAUCUAAACAGGAACUUCAGUAGAAAAAAGUAGGACGAAAUCUUCUUCACUAAACCUGGCAGUUUUGCAAAAUAGUCACUUAAGCUAAAGAACUGAUUAUCUUUGUUGGGCCCUGCUUAUUUCAGCUCUGCCUUCCCCUCUGUACAAAGACUUGACCUAACAUAGGACCUGAUCCAAAACCUAUUGAAGACAAUGGGCUUUGAAUCAGAACCACAGCCUUGCAGUAUAUAUACUGCAUUAUGGGGAAAUGAUCUCAUUUAAUGGCAAGUAAAUUACUGUGUUCAACAUUUGCCUAAUGUGUAAACAGACCAGUGAAAGAAUAGUUCCUUCCACUUUAUUUCAUUGUUAUAAUAUGAAUUACUUAUAUUGUCUGGAAGUGAAAAAUACCACUCUCUUAAAACUGGAUUGUCAGCCUCAUAGCAAGUAGCUUUCCCAGCCUGAUUUGUGUGGUGUGUUUUUUUUUUUUUUUUGAGUGUUUAAUUUUGUAUAAAUAUUUACCAAACUAGUUUUGCAUUACAAUGUAUAGUAUUUGUAAUAAAUUGUUUGCUUGCAAGACCAUAAGAUGCUUUUAGAAACUAUAGGCAGAAAUAUAUUGUUGCUAUUUCAGAAAACAGUUUAAAAUCUGUAAAUUCCACAACUUCCACCCUUAAUUUUUUUAUAUAAUUUAAAACAAAUGCCUCUUCAAUGCAAACCAAUUUUUUAUGACUGCAAUUUCUCAGCAAAAAAAAAAAAAAAAAUCCAAGUUAGUUUUUUUGUAGUUUUAAUAUCUUUUUCUAAUGCUAACAUUAUACUAAUAUUUUUUAAACAGUUCAAAUUUUCUAAGAUUGUUCUGACCAGGUUUUAUUUUUGUUGACUAUUAACAGGUCAUUAAAUUUCUCAGCACUGAUCAUAAUGUUUUUAAGUGUACAUAGAUAUGUUUUAAAUGUACUGUAUAUAAACUGGUUACUUUAAACAUUAAUACAACCCAGCUUUCUGCUUCCAAAAAAUUACCUUGACCUGCAAUAACUUACUGGAAAAUACAAACUUCUGUAUGUUUGUGAAAGUUGGGAUAGUUUUUCAUGAUGGUAUUCUUAGAAUCACUUGUAAGCCACCAACUAAGGUCACUAAACAUUCAAAACAAAAAUUUGUGUUUAAAUCUUUUUUUGGCACCUUUCUAACUCCAGAAAUUCACGUCCAUUUUAAAUGAUGUGAUUUUGGAGGUUUUUUAGUAGAGUUUUUAAAAAUUCGUUAAAACUCUAUAGUUGCAUGCACUAGAGGGGACAACAUAGAUCUUCCUUUAACUUCAGACAACAUGCAGUUCUAUUAAACUGGCUCACUUUUUCCAAGGUGUGCAUUUGUUUUCAUUUUAUACUGGAAAUAUGACUUCAGCAUGACUAAAGACUGCACUUUACCACUCACACUAGACAAAUGGUUGCAAUGAAGAUUAAAGCUGUGUAUUCACAUGCAACUCUCUGGGCUGUUUAAAUUAUGCAAAAACUGUAUUUGAAAGCCAAAUGGAGCAAAGUGAGGUAGUCAAUCCACUUUUGCAAAAGCAGCAAGAAUAUCACUCUAAAACACUUUUGGCUAAGGGACAUGAGAAUAACAUUAGUGGUGCAAUAUUGCUUGGAUGCUGUAGAAAAUUAUCAGGCACUUGUAAUCCAAAGCAUGUUAGUCAUGUUGCUUAGAAUUCAAACUCCCUGUAUCCGCUAUAUAGGAUACACACUUGGCAACUAACAGGAUUCUGCCCUAGUGGCAGCUGUCAUCUAUAAACAGUGUUGUUUAGAGUCCAAAUAAGUGGAGACACUCUGGAAGUGCCACUGAUUUGCCAGAAUAUAGAAUCUAUGUAACUUUCUAUUGUAUUUAUCUCAAUAAAUCUCAUGACUGUUUUAUGAAA